Molecule: messenger RNA, 1938 nt
Organism: Xiphias gladius (swordfish)
Lineage: Eukaryota; Metazoa; Chordata; Actinopteri; Istiophoriformes; Xiphiidae
Gene: znhit2
Product: zinc finger, HIT-type containing 2
Exons: 2
Coding region: 144-1874 (576 amino acids)
Source: RefSeq, a predicted model, not a curated record
GAAGAAGAAAAAGAACUCAAUGACACGUCAUCAAAAGUCGACAUGAAGGCUUGAUUGGGACACCAAACGUGAAACGCUGCUGCUGCAGGAACAAAUGAAGUUACCUGCCUACAACAUCAUUCUUUGGUCCAGUUCAAACGCUAAUGAAUCCAUUAAUUAGACGGAGACUUCCUCCAUCUGUGAGGAGUCUUCUGACAGACAUCAGACCAAGGGAGGAGUGGACUGACACAGAGCCCGACACAGUAACCAAAGAUGGGAUUCUGCUCCCGUCCAGAGGAGUUGCCUCUGGACAGGAAGAGUUCCUCAUGCCAGCCGAGGUGCAAGAGGAGGAGGCUAAAGAGGAUGGAAGUAACGCCAGGAGGAUUGCGGUCUGCAUGUUAUGUAAAUGUAAACCCUCUUGCUACACAUGUCCUCGGUGUAACCUGCGUUACUGUGGCUUGGCUUGCUACCAGAGCCCAGAUCACUCUGUGUGCUCUGAAGAGUUUUACAAGGAGUCUGUUCUAGAGGAGCUGAAGGAUAUGGGGAAAUCAGAAAUUGAGGGGAGAAAGAAAAUGCAGAAGAUUCUUGUGGGACUCAGACAAAAGGCAGAAGGGACAGAUGGAGGAAUGGCAAGUUUGUUAAGAGAAGCAGGUAUUUUGUCAGACGAUGCAGACGAAGGGGAAGAAGAUACAACAAAGAGAGUGCAGUUUGUGGAGCUCCUGUCCAGGUUAGCAGAGCUCCAACAGUCUGGAGAAGGGAGUGCAACAGAAAUUGAGGCUAUUUUGAGAAAACUGGAGGAGAUUGGAGGAGGGGAGCUGCCGCCUGGAGACACAGAUGAGGACGCUGAAAGUGCAGAAGGGCUGGACUUGGCUGAUCGACUCUCAGGGAUGGAUGUUGAAAAACUUUCAGAAGAGGAGCUAUGGGAAAUUCUCAACAGCAAAGAGAAAGAGAUGUUUAUGGGUCUGAUGAAGCGUGGCGCUCUUGGCGAGCUGGUUCCCCUGUGGAAGCCAUGGUGGGAGGAGCAUGACAAGGGAGGGAGAGCACUGGUGGAGGAAGUGAGCAAACUGGAGAGAGAAAAUUCAACAACUUUGGAUAAACAGGACAUUGAUAAUAAAGGAAAGACAACAAAAGAAAUGGUUCACAAACAGGGCAAAACAGCUACAAAGUUGAGAAAAAUUAAAGGAAGAGACACUAAGGAAACAAGCAAGGGCAAGGGAAGUUCAAAAGUUCCCACUGUGCCUCCAAUUUCUACAAAAAUUCCAAAGUUGAGUUCUUUAUGUGCAAAUCCCUCCCCCCUGAUAUGCUAUGGUUUAGUCAAUGCACUUUUUGGCUACACCUUCACUCUGUGCCUGUUUAACGGUGACACUGAUUCACUGAUGUCUGAGUUUUGUGACAUGAUUCUUGCUCUGUCAGAGGCACUGAACUCAAGCAGGGUGUUCAGCUCUGUCCAAGAGGCCUUGGACUGUGGAGAAACUCUCAUUUCGAACGGAGGGUACCUCGACAAGGAGGAUCCUCUUGCCCCAGCCAGGGCGGUGGAAGCCGUUGCCCACAUCAUGACCGGCAGAGACAGAAAAGAUGCUACAGGAUACUGCCUGGCAGCCUUGAGUCAGCUUCGCUCAGUUCUCUCCCAGGCCAGAACAGCCCUGUCCAAAGAGGGAGAGGAAGGGGCAAGGAGGCAAAAGUACUUCCUGGCAAGCAAGAAGUGUGAAUUCUUUCAGGCCUGGGUGUUGGAUAAUGCAUGCCAGAUUCAUAGCCUAGCUGCUGAGUUAUGGAACGAACACAGUAAAAGAGAGAGUGUAAGGAACAGCAUGGAGAAAGCAAAGUCUGUAGUUGAGGAGAACUUAAAGAAAGGGAAGAGGAGUGGGAAUAGUAGGUUGAUUGAAGAACUGAGCUAAUGAAGGCUUUUUCGAACAUGUUGAUGUUUGUUCAUAUUGUAAUAAAACUAUCUGAAAACCUAAA